AUGAGCGACGCUAAUGAUGAAUGUGAUGUUCUUGCUGAGAUUAUCCUUGUAGGUACCUCUCUUGGGAGUGUCCGCAAGCAGUACUUCGAUUCAAAACGUCUUGCCAAUCUGCUAGAUUGUAAAGCAGUGAUUUACUAUCUUAUAGAUGCCAAUCUUGAUUCUUCUGUUGCUAAAGGGUUGAAAGACUCGGAGCUCAUUAAGGAGUGGAAGAAAGAAGGAGUUUUCAAACUAUAUCCAAAUUCAACUAAUGAAAUUAUUCUGCCUCAGUUGAUUGUGGAUGGAAUUGGAAUUGGGGACUAUGAGAUGGUACAGGACUUUGAGGAUGAUGGGGACCUAGAGUAUAUAAUGACGAGGCUGAUGUGCCCAGCAUGUUUCAAGGAUAAGACAGCAGAACAGGUGUUUUGUAACAACUGCGGGGUUACACUCACAAAUUUGAUCCCGCAGGAAUACAUCGACGACAAUACUAUCCAGCGCAUUUACAUGGGAGAUAUCUACGAAGAGGAGUAUACUGACUCCGAAUAG
Molecule: messenger RNA, 522 nt
Organism: Babesia microti strain RI
Lineage: Eukaryota; Apicomplexa; Aconoidasida; Piroplasmida; Babesiidae
Product: conserved Plasmodium protein, unknown function
Exons: 5
Coding region: 1-522 (173 amino acids)
Source: RefSeq, a predicted model, not a curated record